AUUUAGUUACAAAGUCUACCAACGUAGAGCGCCACAGAUCAUCGACAGACGGCUCGACAGUCGUAACAGAACACGACGGUAUAGGAAAGCGAAAAGGCGUGAAAAAGUUUCGCGAAAUUCUCUUAGGCAUCCGGGCAAACGGUGUGUGUCGUGCCGUGUAUCGCGUCGAGAUUGCCACUGCAGUUUUUCUCGUCGCGUCUCGUGCGCGUGUGUGUGUGCGUGCGUAAGUUUGCGUGACACGUACGGGGCGUGUACGUCGUUUUCCGGGGUGCGGUGCAUUUCUCAUAGGACGAAAGAUCUCACGGAUCCACCGGAUCUUAAUAUGUUUGAAGGAUCAUCGUGGUUCAGAAAAAAGAGCUGCCUCUUGUGAAGUGAAUUUUCUUCAAGUUGCGCGCAUGCCUCCGUGCUGCUCACUCACUCGCCAUUUUGGAGAUAUAAUGUUAUUCUUGGGAAUGGAUUGACAGAGAAUUCAUAAAGAUUAAAGGAUUAGAAACAUCUUUUAUUAUUAAAUAAAGAGGCACGGUGUCUGUGAAAUAGGCCUCGGCCAUUAAUUCAUCAAUUUCUCUACUAUGCCAGCUGUUUCAAGACCCGGUAGCCUUAAAGAUCCAGAGAUCGCAGAAUUAUUUGAGAAAAAUGAUCCGGAGAAGAUAUUUGAAGACCUUCGGGAAAUUGGACAUGGUAGCUUUGGAGCUGUCUAUUAUGCCCGAUGCCUGGUUACCAAAGAAAUUGUUGCUAUUAAGAAAAUGUCAUAUUUGGGAAAACAAACGGUUGAAAAGUGGCAAGAUAUUUUAAAGGAAAUUCGUUUUCUUAGGCAACUCAAUCACCCAAAUACUAUAGAAUAUAAGGGUUGUUACCUCAGGGACCACACUGCCUGGUUGGUGAUGGAAUAUUGUCUUGGGUCUGCAUCAGAUAUUAUAGAGGUACAUAAAAGACCUUUAAAAGAAGAUGAAAUAGCAGCAAUCUGUGAAGGAGUUUUACGUGGUUUACAUUACCUCCAUUCUCUUGGAAGAAUCCAUCGGGAUGUUAAAGCAGGAAAUAUUCUUCUCACUGAAAAUGGAACAGUAAAAUUGGCAGAUUUUGGUUCUGCUAGUAUAAAAUGUCCAGCAAAUAGCUUUGUAGGAACUCCAUAUUGGAUGGCACCAGAAGUGAUAUUAGCUAUGGAUGAAGGGCAAUAUGAUGGUAAAGUGGAUGUAUGGUCAUUAGGAAUUACAUGCAUUGAACUAGCUGAGAGAAAGCCUCCUUACUUUAAUAUGAAUGCCAUGAGUGCUUUGUAUCAUAUUGCACAAAAUGAUACUCCAGCUUUGAAUUCACCAGACUGGACUGAUGUUUUUCGACAUUUUGUUGAAGUUUGUCUUACAAAAAGUCCUAAUGAAAGACCAACAUCUGGUACACUGUUGUCUCAUCAGUUUGUUACAAGAACACGUUCUCCACAAGUCUUAAUAGAUUUGAUUCAAAGAACAAAAGCUGCUGUUAGAGAACUAGAUAAUUUAAAUUAUCGCAAAAUGAAAAAGAUUUUAAUGAUAGAUGCAUGUGAAACUGAAAGUACAGUUGGAGAUGCUGAUGAUACUCCUGAUGAACAAACUGGUGGUGAUAGUAGCAAAAGUAAUUCAAUUACCUCAGAGCAUUCAAUCCAUUCAAUGGGAGUAUCAGCGAGUUCUCAAAGUUCCUCCACAAACAGCUUACCACUGCCUAAUGCAGAUUCAAAUGACUAUUCCACUGGUUCUGUUAGAAAUCGACAUAAAAUAACGACUGGUGGUGUCACAGCUAAUCUGCUUGAACAUGGUGCCAAUAAUUUUGCAACCAUUAGAACAACAUCAAUUGUGACCAAACAACAAAAGGAACAUAUGCAAGAGGAAAUGCAUGAGCAAAUGAGUGGUUAUAAGAGGAUGAGGCGAGAACAUCAAGGAGCUUUGGUUAAAUUGGAAGAACGUUGUAAAAUGGAAAUGGAAUCCCAUAAACAAUUAUUAGAUAAGGAAUAUGAAACGUUAUUGCAACAAUUUAGUAAAGAAUUGGAGAAGUUACAGCUUAGGCAUUACCAAGAAUUGGAACGUAAACUUAAACAGAACCAAAAUGCGGAAAAGAAACUUCAUAAAGAAAUUACAAGUAGGCAAGAAGCUGAUCGAAAAGCUCUUGAAGCUCAACAGAAACGAGAGUACAAAGCAUACAAAGAAAGAUGGAAAAAAGAACUUUCUCAGGAUGAAGUAACACCAAAGCGACAAAGGGAUGCUACUCUUCAAAGUCAAAAAGAUAAUUUAAGACAAAUGGAGGCACAAGAAGAACAACGUUUAGCUAGAGGACAAAGAGAAUAUCUUGAUCUUGAGAUUCGUAAAUUCAGAAGAAAAAAGUUGCUUAUCUUUCACAGUCUUGAACAAGAGCUUUUACGUGAAGAAUUGAACAAAAGACAACAACAAUUAGAACAAGCACAUGCUAUGCUGUUACGGCAUCAUGAAAAGACUCAAGAAUUAGAAUACAGACAACAAAGAGCAGUACAUGCUCUUAGAGAAGAUCAAGUUCUUCGCCAACAUGCUACUGAACUUUGUAAUCAACAGGAUUAUAUGCAACGGGCUGAACGUGAUUUACGUAAGAAGCAUGCACUUGAACUUAAGCAGCAGCCAAAGAGCCUCAAGCAAAAAGAAAUGCAAAUUCGUAAACAGUUUAGGGAAACUUGUAAAAUACAGACCAGACAAUAUAAGGCAUUAAAAGCACAGAUAUUGCAAACAACUCCAAAGGAUGAACAGAAAGCAGUUAUAAAGAAAUUAAAAGAGGAACAGAGGCGAAAACUUGCACUUUUAGGAGAUCAAUAUGAACAGAGUAUUGCUGAAAUGCUUCAGAAACAAAGUAUACGGUUAGAUGAAUCGCAGGAAGUCCAGUGUCAUAAUCUUAAGGAAAGGUUAAAUUAUGAAUUAGAGAUUUUGAUCGCGUAUCAGUCUAAAAAUAAAAUGCAAGCCGAAGCACAGAGAAAUCGUGAACGACGUGAAUUAGAAGAUCGUGUAUCUGUGAGACGAGCUUUACUUGAACAAAAAAUGGAACUCGAAACGCAAGAAUUUCUUCGCGAGCGCAGCGAACGAAUACGUUUGUUACAUGAAAGACAAGAACGUGAAUUACAACAAUUUGACGAGGAAAGUGCAAGAAUAGGAUUCAGUGCUCUGGCGAUAGCAGAAGCAUCAAAAGAAUCGUAUCCAGAUGAUGAAAGCCUUAGUGGCUCAAUGUUAAGUCUGGCUCACAGUAAUAGCUCUACAUCCUUCCCCCCUAAUAGUCUUUAAUUUUAAUUAUAUUAAUAGAAUAUGUAUGUAUGUGUCUGCCUGUAGUAAGUACAUAAUGAGUCUGCCGAUCUAUAGUUCUAUGACUUAUACGGAUGAAACAGUGGUUGGCUCAUUGCGUGCAUUAAUUCAAACCUAAAAAAAGAUUUUAGGAUUGGAAAUGUGUAUUGGACUGAAGUUAAUCUAUUGGGAUACUUCUUUAUUAUCAAAAUGUCAACACAGAAGCUCUUGGUUUGAAGAAAUAUUCCUUCAUAUUGAAGGAAAAUUUAGAUGCUUUUUGCAGCAUUGUAAUUAUUAAUCUCAUCCUCUAUCAUAUUUAAAAAAAAAAGAAAGAAAGAAAAGAAAAGAAAAAAAAUAACAUCGGAAAGAAGCAAUAAAAAUUUAUCUGACUCUCAAUGUCUCUUAUAAAUAAAUUUAAAGAAUUUUGAAUGAUUUCAACUCUCUUGGAUUUUUCGUAUUGUUUUUAUAAAUUUAUAGCUCGAUUCGUUAGAGAGAAGAAAUUUUAAACUUAUUCAUUUAUUAUAAUGAAUAUUGACUAUUAUAUAAAAGUUGAGAAAAAGAAAAAUAAACAAUAAGGCCGACUUUAUUGUAUAUGGCUUUAUCUAGCUUUAUUGUAUGAAAUUGAGAAUUAGUAAUGAAGAUAAUUUUUAAUUUUUAUUUUAUAACAUGAUUUAAAAAAUUGUUGACAAUAUUAAAAGCUGAAUAUAAAAACUUAUUAAAAUCGAGUUUAUAUUACUUCCAAACAUAUAAUAUAUAUAUAUAUUAUAUAAUUAUAACAAAUAUAUAUGUAUAUAUAUAUAUAUAUAUAUAUAUAUAUAUAUAUAUAUAUAUAUACAUAUAUAUAUAUAAUAUGAUUAUAAAUGACCUUUUUUAAAAAAAUUGAUUAUAAAAAUCAUUCUUUAUGUUACAGGUUAGUAUCAUAUUAUAAUAAGAGAUAAAAAGAUUUGUGUAAUCUACGUAUAAUAUAUGUAUAUGAAUUUUUACCCAAAUAAUGAUAUGAUACACAAAAAGAUUUUCUUGAUAUUAAAUUCAUUUGAUAUGAUCUAUCAAAAAUACUGUUUCUAAUGAUACCAAUACUACUUCAUUGUUUCAUGGAUUUUACUAUUUCUUAAAAAAUAAUAAGCAAAACUUUUAAUUGUAUUAACUUUCGUUGGAUGAAAAAUAUACUUAUAAAAUAUUUCAUAAGUAUAAAACUGCCGAUGACAUCCAUAUCUGUUACAUAGAUUUUAUAUAUCUUUUAUUAGAUACAUAUUGUGUGUGAUAAGUAAUUGUUUCUAUGCUAGAAUGUGCACUUUUUGGUUUAUCUUUUUUCUCUCCUUUUUGUACCUUUUAGAGAAAGAACUUUAUAAUUCAUUAACAUUGCUUGUAAUUGUGAUAUUUAGAUCUUUUAUUACACAAUAUUCCUCAUAGUAUACAGUUUCAUCCAGUACACAUUCCAGUUCUAUACUCGUAUAUCAUAUUGUGUUUUAUGUUUCUGUUUUAUUAUGCCUUGUGUACCUUUGUGUUUUAUACAUCUUGUAUUGAUUAUCAAAUGUUCAAUCCGUGUUCAGCUGAUUGUGACUGUUUUCUCAAAAGAGAAUGUUCAAGAUGUUAUUUGCAGUAUUGCACACGUAUAAUAUAUUUUACACAACAAAAAGAAAAAGUUAAGAUAUGUCCUUGUAUUUUAUAGUUUUAUUGAGAAUUUGUAAAAAAAAAAAUUGCACAAGCUUACAAUUUCAUUCUUGAUAAGAAUAAGAGCAGAUCAAAUCUUUUGAUGCGUGGCACUUUUUAAUAGAUACUUUUAUUCGAAUAUAUAUAUAUAUAUAUAUAUAUAUAUAUAUAUAUAUAUAUAUAUAUAUAUACUCACUGCUUUUGUGUCGAAUGUCAAAUAAUGGGGAUCGAAUCAAAGACAUUAAAAAAUAAAAAAUGUAAAUAAAGCUCUCCUUGAACAUUGGAUACAAUGAAAACUGAUAAUGUGAUAAUGAAAAAAAUCGUAAGAGACAUUCGUGCAUGUUGAUUUAGAAAAUAUAUUUUUUAUGAAGUCAUUUAAUGAAUACUUUUGAAGUAAUAUUAUGUUACACAUUGUCCUUUAUUGUUAUACAUUUAUUGCUUUUGCUAAUAAAAAGAAAUUAGAUUUAUAUUUUAAAAUAUAGUUAAUUUUUAUGAUUAUAGACUUGCUCUAAAAUUUUUAUUUAUAAAAUAAAAUUCAGGAGUAUGUAACAAUGAUCAAUAUUUUGUUGUAUUAUUUUUAUAUAUGAGAUAUAAUCAAUAUAUAUAAUAAUUAUAAGCAAUCGUCGUUUGUGCCAUAUUCAUAUGUGCAAAAUUUAUGAUCUAUUUUUUUACGUUUGACGUUUAAAAGUAAUAAUUCAUUUAAUGUUUUUUGUUAAAAAACCAAACGAUGGUGUAUUUGUUAACCAUAAUAUCUUAUAUAUAUCAAAUACAUUCCAGUUUUCAUUGCACAAAUACAAUUUUCAUAAUGAGACUAAAUUAUAUGGACAAAGAAGAAGUAUGUUGAUAAUGUUUAUUAAUCGUGAUAUAUAAUCGAAUAGAUACAUGUUUUAGCAUCGAUAAAAGAAAACUAUCACAAUCAACUGAAAUUUUGUCUAUAUAAACCACGUGUAAAUAUAUUCUCUCACAUAUUACAUACACAAUAAUUGAAGUAAAAAAAUUUAACAUAAAAACAAGAUCAGAACAAUUUAAAUGUAUAUGAACAGAACAUUGUGUAAUUCUUCUUUGUAUUAUUAGAAAAAAAUGCCUGAAUUCUCAACAGACACAAUUUUAGCAAAUUAUUAUAAAUAUCUAUUGCAGACUAAUAGAGAUUGUUCAUGCUACAUAUUCAAUUGUAGAAUACUUUAAAUAUGUAUGCAAAGUAUGACAAUUUCUUUAAAUGAAAGAUCAUAAAUAUAUCACAGAUAUAUAAAAUCUUUAAUCUUUAAAUGUAUAACCAACUUUAUCAUAGUCCUCCAUAACAAUAUGUAUAUGGAACAUCAAUUUUGCAAGCUUCGUAAUGAAGAAAUAAUAACAUAGAAAAUAGUUGAGAAAUAACUUACACUACUAAAUAAUUUUUCACUAGUAAUUUAAAUCGAUAUUGAAAAUAAGAAUGCAAAAAAAGAAUGUUGGUUUUCAAAAAACAGUAUGUUCUAUUAAGAAAGUGAGAUAAAUUUUGACAUGAGAUAUAUAAUUCAUGUUUUUUAUUCCAAAAUAUUUCUGAUUAGAUCUUGUAAAGAAGAAUCUUUUUUUUCAUUACGUUGGAGAAUAAAAUGAAAAACAAACUGAUUAAAUUAUAUCUAUAAUAUCUUUAACUUCCUACAUAUAAAGUGUAUAAUUUUUUUGUUUUAGUAGUAAAAAUAAAAACUGUAAGUAGUAAUUGUUUUAGUUUAUAAUUAAUGAUUAUACUUAAUAAAUAAUAAUCAAUAUAUUAUAUAAGAAAUAAGAAAUGAUUUUGUGCAUACUGUAUCAUAAAAAGAUUAUAUAUUUCCCUAUUUAAUAUAGUAAUAACAGUAUACACACUUCCUUAAUGAUUUCAAUAAUGAUUUCAAACGAUCAAGCAUUUAGUUGAUAGUAACUUAAACUCAUUAUUUUAAAAAAAAAAUUAAGUCAUAUUAUAUACAUACCAGUAUUUAGAAUAAUGUUAUUAACUCAUUUUUUUUUAAACUCAGAAUUUUAAAUAGCAUGUAUGAACAAAGAAUUUAUUGUCAUAAAAUUUUAUACGUUACAUAUAUAAUAUUUUGCUAACAAUAAAAUCUAACUUUAUAUUGUACACAAUUAUUUGCCAAUGAGAAGUAUUAUAGAUGUAUAUUGUAUUCUUUUUUCUUUUUGUCAUAUAUUAAAAAUAAAUUUCUUUAAAUUAAUUCUCCAAAUAGAAAUAUGACUGAAAUAAUUGGAAAAGAUAAUUAUAUAUUUAGUAAAUUAUAAAAUUAUGUUUAAAUUUCAAAGAGAGAAAAUUGUUUUUUACUAGCAAUGAACCUUAUGAGAGAGAGAGAGAGAGAGAGAGAGAGAGAGAGAGAGAGAGAGAGAGAAAGAGAGAGAGAGAGAGAGAGAGAGAGAGAGAGAGAGAGAGAGAGAGUGCUUAAUAUAUCGCAAUAAAAUAAUAAUAUAAGUUUUUACAUUUCUUCCAUUAAAAUUAUUCUUUUAAGAAAUUGUAUAUUCUUCAUAUAUAUUGUAGCACGAAUUCUCUCUCUGAGUCAAGUUGUAUGUAUGUAUUAAAAAUAAUUUUUUGUUAUAGUCUGUAAUCUCAAUGUAAUCCGCUGAAUACCAAUUUUAUAAAAUUAAUUUUCGAUAUUUUGUAAAUAUUCCAAAGUUUUAACGCGAACAAAAUUUAGAUACGAACAGUGACAUAGACAAUUAAUCAUAAGCAUAUCAUAUCAAAUAUAAUUAUUAUUUUACGCUUAUGAAAGCUUGUCUCUUCUCACUUAUAUCUCUUUACAUGUGAUCAUUAUGUUUUGACAGUUGCAUGUGUAUUCGCUGCUCAGUUGAAAAUAUAUUUAAAAAAUUGAUACCAAUGUUCUAGCAUUAAGUUAUAUAUUAUUUUAUUAUUAAUUGACACUAUAAGUGAUGCUUUUUUAUAAAGAAACUUUGCAGCGAAUACAAUAAUACAUACUUUAAUACAAUUUUGGCUUUAACUAGGUAAAAUAUAAUUGUUAUUUUUAAUAAGGUACUUGUUAAUCAAUUAUGCAAUGUUGUAAAAAUAAGAUAUCCACAUUUUGAAAACAGAUCCUAUAAUAUAGUAACAGCCACUUCAAGAAAAAUACAUUAUAAUAGCAUUAGAUUCUAUUAAGUAUAAUGCAAAAUAAUCUAAAAUGUUUAUAUCAAAUCAGGCAAUAAUUAUGUAUAUUAUUAUUUUUCUGUGCUAUCUUGCACAAUAUUAUUUUAGAUAGUCUUUCUUAUAAAUAAAAAAUUGUAUGUCUAUUUGUUAUAUCCAAAAUAGAUUUUUAUUCUAAAAAGCAAGUGAUAACUCUCAGCAAAAAAAUGAAAUAUUAUACUAUGUCUUUAUAUAAGAACCGUCCAUCUCUAUUCUUUAAAUAAUCAAUGUCAAUUCCACAAUUUCAGAAAUGUUGUUAUAUAACAAUAUAUACGUGUAUAGCAUUGAUAAAUAUAAAAUCUAAAUUAAUACACAAGUAUUUGGUGAUAAAGAGACAUAAAAAUAUUUGUAAUUUACUUAAUUUAUAAUGCUGUAAUUCAUAAUGCUCUUAAUUUAAACUCAUGAAGUGGCUUCUACUAUAAAAUAUAUCACUUUUAGACAAAUUAAAAAAAAAAUUAAUUACUCUGUGUACAUUUAUAGAAAAAAAUACUGCAAUCAAUGUCCAAACAAUAAGAUUUCGUUUUUCUGAACUUUUAAAAAUACAUCAGCAUUGUAAAGUUAAACACAUCUUCCAGAAUGAUAAACACAAUAAUGCGUCAUAUGAAUAAAAUAUGUAAAAAUCAAUUUCAUUGUAUAACAGAUCUAAAAGAUACUUCUAACGUACACUAUGAAUGUACAUUAAUGCAAUAAGUUUUAAUAAAAUGAUCAUUACUGAUCA
Molecule: messenger RNA, 8758 nt
Organism: Vespula vulgaris
Lineage: Eukaryota; Metazoa; Arthropoda; Insecta; Hymenoptera; Vespidae
Gene: Tao
Product: serine/threonine-protein kinase Tao
Exons: 12
Coding region: 570-3263 (897 amino acids)
Biological process (GO): protein phosphorylation
Molecular function (GO): ATP binding; protein kinase activity
Source: RefSeq, a predicted model, not a curated record